Stylonychia lemnae is the source of this 468-nucleotide messenger RNA. The record is from the annotation of a GenBank genome assembly. Lineage: Eukaryota; Ciliophora; Spirotrichea; Sporadotrichida; Oxytrichidae.
AUGGAAGAUUACAUUCAGCUCUAAAUUCCUUUCCUUAAAAGUUAACUUCAAAAGAUUUCAGUAAUCAUCUAAAGUCUCACACAAUAUAAGAACAAGGAUAAGUUGUUUAAAGCUAGUGAGUUUCUUGAAUUAAUUACUCAAAUAAAAAAUUUCUAAAAUCCAGAGGAUUCAAUGGAAGAUUUGAGUUUAUUCCAAAAUUAAUAGUAAUAGAUAAACUUAACACUUGAAAAUCUUGUAAAUAUCGGAAUUCUCCAACCAAAGUAACAAAAUUUUAAAAAUAUAGCUUUGACACUAUCAAAACUAGCUGAACUGGAUAAAUAAAAGUACAUUUUAUUCAGAGGAUUGGUAGACUCUCAUUUAGAAAUCAUGAAAAUCUAAGAUAUCAAUGCUUAAUCUAAACUCUUGGCCCUAACUGCACAAUCAUGGGCAAGUGUUUGGCGGUUAUACAUCUCUCUCUUGGACAUCUGA